Molecule: messenger RNA, 1627 nt
Organism: Coffea eugenioides
Lineage: Eukaryota; Viridiplantae; Streptophyta; Magnoliopsida; Gentianales; Rubiaceae
Product: E3 ubiquitin-protein ligase SINAT5-like
Exons: 3
Coding region: 421-1416 (331 amino acids)
Biological process (GO): multicellular organism development; ubiquitin-dependent protein catabolic process
Cellular component (GO): cytoplasm
Molecular function (GO): protein binding; zinc ion binding; ubiquitin protein ligase activity
Source: RefSeq, a predicted model, not a curated record
UGAAAAUCCAACUCCAAUCGCUUUCGCGACUCAACGGCGAUCCUUAACUCUCUCUCCUCACUGGAAACAGAAACUCAAGAGAAAGAGAAAGAAGAAAGGAACCUCUUUUUUCAGGGGAGAAAAAAGAAGCAGGUUCUGUUUGGCUCCUCAAACUUGAUCCCAGCUUCUGCAUCUCUUCUCUCCCUUCUUUAUUUUAAUCUAAUGUUGUAGUUUUUCUUUUUCUUUCAAUUUCUUUUGGGUUCUUCUUCUUAUUUUCUAGGGAAGAAACGAAAGAAGUGAAGGAAAAUUAAGGGGUAAAGAACCCAACGGAAUUUGUCAAUUGCCAGAAGUAGGGCAAAAGCAUAAGAGAGAAAAAGAUUUGAUUUUUGAGACGAAGAUUGGAUUUUCGAAGCCGGGCUAUUGGUAUUUUUGGGAAAGGAAAUGGAGAUCGAUAAUAUUGAGUGUGUCUCUUCAUCAGAUGGGGUUGAAGAUGAAGAGAUCCAAUCUUCAGUUUCUUCGCAUAAUCCUAGCGUGAUGCACCAUCACCCCCAUGCACCUCAUCUCCAUCAAUACGCUUCCUCAAAGCCUCAUUCUAAUAUAGUCCCGUCAGGAAUUGCCCCUACAAGCGUUCAUGAAUUGCUGGAAUGCCCCGUUUGCACCAAUUCGAUGUACCCUCCAAUCCAUCAGUGUCACAACGGACAUACACUCUGUUCUACCUGUAAAACUAGGGUUCAUAACAGAUGUCCUACAUGCAGACAAGAGCUUGGUGAUAUUCGGUGCUUAGCUUUAGAGAAGGUAGCUGAAUCGCUUGAGCUGCCCUGCAAAUAUUACUCCUUGGGAUGCCCAGAAAUAUUCCCAUAUUACAGCAAACUUAAACAUGAGGCACUUUGUAACUUCAGACCCUACAAUUGUCCAUAUGCUGGAUCUGAGUGCUCAGUUACUGGGGAUAUUCCUUAUCUCGUUGCCCAUUUGAGAGAUGACCACAAAGUGGACAUGCACACAGGAUGCACAUUCAACCAUCGUUAUGUAAAGUCUAAUCCUCGUGAAGUAGAGAAUGCCACUUGGAUGCUGACUGUCUUCCACUGUUUUGGUCAGUAUUUCUGCCUUCAUUUUGAAGCCUUCCAGCUUGGAAUGGCCCCUGUAUAUAUGGCUUUUCUCCGAUUUAUGGGUGAUGAGAAUGAAGCCCGCAAUUACAGCUACAGCCUAGAAGUUGGUGCUAAUGGCAGAAAGCUCAUUUGGGAGGGUACGCCGCGGAGCAUCCGAGAUAGUCACCGCAAGGUCAGGGACAGUCAUGAUGGUCUUAUUAUCCAAAGGAACAUGGCACUUUUCUUUUCUGGCGGGGACAGGAAGGAGCUGAAGCUUAGAGUUACAGGAAGAAUAUGGAAAGAACAACAAAACCCAGACGCUGGGGUGUGCAUACCAAAUCUCUGUAGCUGAAUCUUCAUUUUAUUUCCCCCUAUGGAGUGGUUUUUAUUUAUUUAUUUUUCCUUGUGCAUGUGUGUAUGUGUGUAAGAAGCACUCCCUGCAUGUGUUGUAUUUAGUUAACAAUUACUAAGUUGACGAGUCCUACAUCUUCACAACUAUUAUAUACACCUGAGGUUUGACUUCUAUCAAUUGUUAAUAAGAGCCUUUUUUACCCUUGACUACU